Elgaria multicarinata webbii is the source of this 800-nucleotide messenger RNA. It is a transcript of the gene EFNA2, whose product is annotated as ephrin A2. Bases 35 to 637 code for a protein of 200 amino acids. Lineage: Eukaryota; Metazoa; Chordata; Lepidosauria; Squamata; Anguidae. The record is from RefSeq and is a predicted model, not a curated record. Gene Ontology annotation, biological process: ephrin receptor signaling pathway; axon guidance; bone remodeling. Gene Ontology annotation, molecular function: ephrin receptor binding. Gene Ontology annotation, cellular component: plasma membrane. The transcript has 4 exons.
GAGGAGGGAGGCACGGUGAACACCACCCGGUAGGAUGCCGCAUUUGGAGAUCGCCGCGCUGGUUGUCACCCUGGUAGGGGUGUGCGUGUGGACGGAUGACAGCAACAAAGUGAUCUCGGAUCGGUACGCCGUGUACUGGAAUAAAAGCAAUCCCAGGUUCCACCAGGGUGAUUACACUGUGGAGGUGAGCAUCAAUGACUACUUGGAUAUUUAUUGCCCGCACUACGAGAUCCCAUUCCCCAUGGACCGGAUGGAACGGUACAUCCUCUACAUGGUCAAUGACGAAGGCCACGAUUCCUGCGACCAUCGGCAAAAUGGCUUCAAGCGCUGGGAAUGCAACCGGCCCGACUCCCCCAACGGGCCGCUGAAGUUCUCUGAGAAGUUUCAGCUCUUCACCCCUUUCUCACUUGGGUUCGAAUUUAGGCCGGGGCACGAGUAUUACUAUAUAUCGGCAACUCCCCCGAACUUGGUUGACAAACCCUGCUUGAAGUUGAAGGUGUAUGUUCGACCGACAAACGAUUCGCUGUACGAAUCCCCGGAACCCAUAUUCACCAGCAAUAAUUCCUGCCGUAGCUUCACGGUCCCCGAUGCCUUCUUCGUGGUGGUUCCGGUUUUUUGGACUAUUCUGACUUCCUAGCCCAAGCGUGAAGGCAGAAGACCGGUCCGGAGUGUCUUUCAGCAGCCGCUGGGAAAACAAGGGGUGGGGAAAAUAAAUGAAAGACAAGGAGAGAGAGGAUGGGAGCAAAGCAGAGCAAAGAGGAGACCUUUUUUUUGCUGGGUCAGAAAAACAAAACGGAAAG